GUGUCACGUCAGUUUGACAUUUUACUUGACAUUUGAAAUGAGAUGUCGAUCGUGUUCGAAAAAUUUUGUUCAAAAGUGAAUUUUAAAGUGUUUUUAUAGUGGAAGUACAUGAUAUUGUGCAGAUAAAUUGUUAAAAAUGCUGACCAAAUUCGAAACUAAGUCAGCCAGGGUGAAGGGUAUAUCGUUUCACGCAAAACGACCAUGGGUAUUGGCCAGUCUUCACAAUGGUGUAAUACAGCUUUGGGACUAUCGUAUGUGUACUUUGCUGGAGAAAUUCGACGAGCAUGAUGGACCAGUGCGUGGAAUCUGCUUCCAUAUCCAGCAACCACUAUUUGUUUCCGGCGGUGACGACUAUAAAAUUAAGGUGUGGAAUUACAAGCAGCGGAGAUGUCUCUUCACGCUGCUUGGGCAUUUGGACUACAUCCGUGCCACAUACUUCCACCAUGAGUACCCUUGGAUCCUGAGCGCCUCUGAUGAUCAGACAAUAAGAAUAUGGAACUGGCAGUCCCGGCAAUGCAUCAGCGUACUAACUGGCCAUAACCACUAUGUGAUGUGCGCGCAAUUCCACCCAACUGAGGACCUCAUAGUCUCCGCAUCACUGGACCAGUCUGUCCGCGUGUGGGACUUCUCAGGCCUGAGGAAGAAGAGUGUGGCACCGGGACCCUCAGGGUUGGCUGAGCACUUGAGGAACCCGCAGGCAACCGAUUUGUUUGGACAGGUAAAUGCUGAUGCGGUGGUGAAGCAUGUGUUGGAGGGCCACGACCGAGGAGUCAACUGGGCGUCCUUCCACCCCACACUGCCUCUUAUAGUCUCCGCUGCUGACGAUCGGCAGGUCAAGUUGUGGAGGAUGAACGAUUCCAAGGCCUGGGAAGUGGACACAUGCCGCGGCCACUACAACAACGUCUCCUGUGCCUUGUUCCACGCGCGACACGAACUCAUUCUGUCUAACAGUGAGGACAGGUCCAUCCGAGUGUGGGACAUGACCAAACGCACAUGCUUGCACACUUUUAGACGGGAAAAUGACCGGUACUGGGUACUGGCAGCUCACCCCACUCUGAACCUGUUCGCGGCAGGCCACGACGUUGGCAUGAUUCUGUUCAAGUUGCAACGAGAGAGGCCUGCAUAUGCGCUGCAUAACAACAUGCUGUUUUACAUCAAGGACAGGCAACUGCGUAAAUUAGAUAUGUCAACCAACCGAGACGCGCCGGUCAUGCAGAUUAAAGGAGGCGGCAGGCACCAGCCUUACAGUAUGUCGCUAAACCACGCGGAAUGGUGCGUGCUAGUGACGUGGCGUAUAGGCGACAGUAACACGUAUGAGCUGUACUCGGCGCCACGCGAUGGCACUGAAGCUGCGACCACUCCGCCUGAGCCCUUGCGCGGACAUGCCGCCUCCGCUGUGUGGGUUGCUAGAAACCGGUUUGCUGCACUGGAGAGAAACAACCAGCUCGUAAUAAAGAACCUAAAGAACGAAGUGUCAAAGAAGAUCGCAACGCCCACUUGCGAAGAGAUAAUGUACGCUGGAACGGGCAUGCUUUUGCUGCGCGAACCCGACUGUGUCCAACUAUUGGACGUGCAGCAGAAGCGGACCAUUGCUAGUGUAAAAGUGUCCAAAUGCCGCUACGCCAUAUGGAACUCGGACAUGUCCCUAGUAGCGUUACUAUCCAAACACUCGGUGACGAUUUGCACGAAGAAACUGGAGCAGCUGUGCUCUAUAACGGAAGGUGCGCGAGUCAAGUCGGGCGCCUUCGACGACUCCACGCCGCAACCCGUGUUCAUCUACACCACCGCCAAUCAUAUCAAGUACUGCUGUAAAGAUGGUGACUACGGUAUAAUCCGCACUUUGGACGUUCCGGUGUACGCAGUAAAAGUGAUCGCCAGCGAAACUGGGGCGAGAGUGGUCUGUCUUGACCGCGAAGCUCGGCCUAAAGUGCUCAACAUCGACCCUACCGAGUACAGGUUCAAGCUGGCGUUGGUGACUCGGCAGUACGACCAAGUGCUGCACAUGGUGAGAACAGCAAAACUUGUUGGCCAGAGCAUCAUUGCUUAUCUGCAGGAAAAGGGUUACCCCGAAGUGGCGUUACAUUUCGUGAAGGACGCCCGCACGAGAUUGUCCCUCGCUCUCCAGUGCGGCAACAUCGAAGUAGCCUUGGAAGCCGCCAAAAGCCUCGACGAACCGGACGCCUGGGACAAGCUGGCUAAAGCCGCUUUGGCUACCGGAAACCAUCAGAUCGUGGAGAUGUGUUACCAGCGAACCAAAAACUUCGACCAGCUGUCAUUCCUGUACCUUAUCACGGGCAACCUCGACAAACUGCGCAAGAUGAUGAAGAUCGCGGAGAUCAGGAAAGAUGUCUCCUCGCAGUUCCAGGGCUCCUUACUCUUAGGAGAUGUGAGCGAGAGGAUCCGACUCUUGAAGAAUGCUGGACAGCUUUCCCUGGCAUACCUAACAGCGGUCAAUCACAAGCAGCUAGAAGAGGCAGAACAGCUUAAAGCGGCACUGGAAGCAGCUAAUCUACCCAUCCCCGCGGCCAACCCUGAUGCAGUGUUCCUAAGGCCGCCUUUGCCAGUGGUCAGAGCUCAACCUAACUGGCCUUUACUGGCUGUCUCCAAGAGUUUCUUCGAAGUGGCCGGUGGAGCUCGUACAGUAGCGGACUCUAACGCAGUGGGUGCAGUGGGCGACGUGGCGGGCGACGAGCCGCUAGAGGCCGGCGGGGCUUGGGGCGACGAUGACGACGUUUUACAAGAGAACAAGGAAGACGGUGAGUGUGAGGUGAUGGAAGACGCGUGCGAUGACGGAGGCUGGGAUGUUGGUGAUGAGGAUCUUGAACUGCCUGAGGAAUUAGCACCCGUGCCUGCGGACAUAGAUGGCGCGGAAGAGUCGUCGGAAUACUUCGUAGCCCCAACUCGAGGAGUCAGUUUGGCGUUGGGCGCUAAACUCAAGACCGCUCACGACCAUGUUGCUACCGGACAGUUUGAGAUCGCUUUCAGAUUGCUCAACGAGCAAGUUGGCAUAGUGAACUUCGAGCCGUAUUUGGAGACAUUCCUGAGCAUGUACUCGAGCGCGCGCCUCAUGUUCGGCGCGCUGCCUCAAGCGCCGCCGCUCGUCGCACAUUUACACCGGAACUGGAAGGAGGCUAGCGGGAAAGAUCUACUGCCCGUUUUGACGGCAAAACUAAACGACCUAGUGACUCAACUGCAACAGUGCUACCAACUGACAACGAGUGGCAAAUUCACGGAGGCUAUCGAAAAAUUGCAGCGGGUGGUGAGAUUGGUACCCCUGCUGCAAGUGGACUCUAAACAGGAGUUGUCUGAGGCGCAACAACUGCUGGCCAUUUGCAAGGAGUACUUGCUGGGGUUGCAGAUGGAAACUGCUAGAAAAGCAAUGCCGAAGAACACCCUCGACGAACAGAAACGCACGUGCGAAAUGGCCGCCUACUUCACGCACUGCAAGCUGCAACCCGUACACCAAAUACUGACCCUCCGAACUGCUUUAAACAUGUUCUUCAAGCUCAAGAACUACAGAACCGCCGCCUCCUUCGCCAGAAGACUUCUAGAACUUGGCCCGAGACCAGAAGUUGCUCAGCAAGCUAGAAAAAUCCUUCAAGCGUGUGAAAAAACACCUACGGACGAACAUCAAUUACUAUAUGACGAGCAUAACCCCUUUAAUAUAUGUGGAAUCAGUUAUAAGCCUAUAUACAGAGGAAAACCUGAAGAGAAAUGUUCUCUAUGCAAUGCAAGUUUCCUACCAGAGCAUAAAGGAAAGCUCUGUGCAGUUUGCGGGGUUGCGGAGGUCGGCAAAGAUGUGUUGGGACUUAGGAUCUGCCCGUUGCAGUUCCAGAGAUAAUUUUGUAAUGAUUUUUAUGUAUUAUUUGAAGUGUAUUUUUAAGAAUAUUAUUAUUAUAUUAUAAAUAAACUAUUAUUGUAUCGCA
This is a messenger RNA of Maniola jurtina (meadow brown), 3926 nucleotides long. RefSeq names its product coatomer subunit alpha (gene alphaCOP). Gene Ontology annotation, molecular function: protein binding; structural molecule activity. Gene Ontology annotation, cellular component: COPI vesicle coat. The record is from RefSeq and is a predicted model, not a curated record. The transcript has 21 exons. Gene Ontology annotation, biological process: endoplasmic reticulum to Golgi vesicle-mediated transport; retrograde vesicle-mediated transport, Golgi to endoplasmic reticulum; intracellular protein transport. Lineage: Eukaryota; Metazoa; Arthropoda; Insecta; Lepidoptera; Nymphalidae. The coding region runs from base 137 to 3841 and encodes 1234 amino acids.